Molecule: messenger RNA, 1137 nt
Organism: Aureobasidium melanogenum CBS 110374
Lineage: Eukaryota; Fungi; Ascomycota; Dothideomycetes; Dothideales; Saccotheciaceae
Product: concanavalin A-like lectin/glucanase
Exons: 2
Coding region: 1-1137 (378 amino acids)
Biological process (GO): carbohydrate metabolic process; fungal-type cell wall organization
Cellular component (GO): fungal-type cell wall
Molecular function (GO): glycosyltransferase activity; hydrolase activity, hydrolyzing O-glycosyl compounds
Source: RefSeq, a predicted model, not a curated record
AUGCACUUCAUCAGAAACUCUGCCCUAGCUGGGCUUGCUGUCAUUCCCUUUGCCUUCGCCCAGACCUACACCACCUGCAACCCCCUGGACAAGACAUGCCCUAACGAUACUGGACUUGACUCGGCUAGCUUUGCUUGCGACUUCACCAAGGGCAAGUCGGCUCUUGCUAGUUGGAGUGCUGCCACCGGAACUGCGCUUACCUACGAUGGGACCAAGGGUGCUCAAUUCGUCAUCAGCGGCAAGAACCAGGCACCUACCAUCUCAUCUGACUUCUACAUCUUCUUCGGACGUGUUGACGUUACCAUGCAAGCAGCUCCUGGUGUUGGAAUCGUGAGCAGUAUGGUCCUCGAGUCCGACGAUCUGGAUGAGAUUGACUGGGAAUGGCUCGGCGGCGACGGCACCCAGGCACAAACCAAUUACUUUGGCAAGGGCAACACCACCUCAUAUGAUCGUGGUACCUACCAGAGUGUUUCAUCACCUCAGACAAUCAUGCACACCUACAGCUUCGAUUGGACCGAGGAGAAGAUUGACUGGCUCAUCGACGGUGUUAUCGUCCGCACCCUCAUGUACGCCGACGCCGUAGGUGGCAAGAACUUCCCUCAGACCCCUAUGCGCCUCAAGUUGGGCAACUGGGUCGCUGGCGACCCAGCCACCAACGCUCCUGGCACGAUCGAGUGGGCUGGCGGUGAUACAGACUUCUCUCAAGCUCCUUUCACUAUGUACGUCAAGACUGUCAGCAUCACCAACUACAACCCGGCCAAGGAGUACGAGUAUACCGACAAAACUGGCAGCUAUGAGAGCAUCAAGCUGGUUGACGGCUCUUCUGGAUCAUCCUCGUCCUCAGCCUCUGGCAGCAGCAGCUCGUCCUCCAAAACCGCAACUCAACUCAAGUCCACUGCCGUCAUCUCAAACAGCAUGAACACUUCGGUCAUCAGCAGUGUCAGCGCCAGCGCCACCUCGGCUGCUGCAUCUGCAUCUGCAUCUGCAUCCAAGAGCUCAUCCCAUAGCUCUUCUGCUUCUGCUUCUGCUACCUCGAGCCAGCCCGCACAGCAGAGCACCAACGCUGGUGUUUCCAACACUGUUGCUACUGGCCUUUUCUCGGUUGUUGGAGCCGCAGCGGCCUUCUUCAUCCUCUAA